Molecule: messenger RNA, 664 nt
Organism: Phoenix dactylifera (date palm)
Lineage: Eukaryota; Viridiplantae; Streptophyta; Magnoliopsida; Arecales; Arecaceae
Product: reactive oxygen species modulator-like protein
Biological process (GO): protein insertion into mitochondrial inner membrane; protein import into mitochondrial matrix
Cellular component (GO): TIM23 mitochondrial import inner membrane translocase complex
Source: RefSeq, a predicted model, not a curated record
UGCAUCUCUUGCGUGCCUUGAUUCACCCAAAAGACAAUGCGGUGGGACCAAAUCCAGGUGCGCCGGAAAAACCCUAGUUUCACCCCGCGACCCGGACUCAUAUAAGGUCAAAGCGCGGUUCGCUGCAAAGGUCCAUUCUUUUGGGUUACAGUAGAUUGGGUACGCGGGUGGAGGCCGAGAGGAAACAUGGCACGGGACAGCUGCUUGGCUCGCGUCGCCGCUGGAGCUGCCGUCGGCGGCGCGGUCGGCGGCGCGGUCGGUGCGGUUUAUGGGACCUAUGAAGCUAUUAGGUACAAGGUUCCAGGAUUAUUGAAAAUCAGAUAUAUCGGACAAACCACGCUCGGAAGCGCAGCAGUUUUUGGGCUCUUUUUGGGGGCUGGGAGCUUGAUACACUGUGGGAGAUCUUACUGACUACCUCUUGAGCGCUUCUGCACUCUUUUGGGGUUGAGAGUUCAUUGCAUAAAGAUCUUGCGAAGCCCCCGGUUUUCUGAGUAUGUGACAUUAUUUUCCGUUUGAUGUAUUAAAGUUUGAUACUGUGGUUGAGUUCUCAACCAAGUGAAAGCUUGAUGAUGAAGAAGGGCAACUGUUUUUUUUCUGAAUAUGUCAACUGUUACAGAUGGAAAUAAUUAGAGAUGCCGAGAUCGAUCGAUACAUGUUAUCAUUC